Messenger RNA from Puccinia triticina, 621 nucleotides. RefSeq lists its product as uncharacterized. Lineage: Eukaryota; Fungi; Basidiomycota; Pucciniomycetes; Pucciniales; Pucciniaceae. Gene Ontology annotation, biological process: glutathione metabolic process. The record is from RefSeq and is a predicted model, not a curated record. Bases 1 to 621 code for a protein of 206 amino acids. Gene Ontology annotation, molecular function: glutathione transferase activity. The transcript has 3 exons.
AUGCCGUCUUACAAGCUCACCUACUUUGACGUCAAGGCAAGCAGAGGAGAAAGUAUUAGACUCGCUUUCCACUCCGGUGGAAUUCCGUUCACCGACGAGCGGUUGACGAUGGAGCAAUUUGGCGAGCGCAAGGAGUCCUGCCCGUUCGGUCAAGUACCCAUCCUUACAGUUGAUGACAAGACUGUGAUCCCCCAAGAAGGGGCAAUCUUGCGCUACAUCGGCCGAAUGACUGGUGCUUAUUCUGACGACAAAGAGAAAGCCUUAAAGCAAGAUGUGAUGAUAGAGUUUGGCGAUGACCUUUACUCUGCCGCUAGCGUCUUUUUCGCAAUGGACCACGCGGGCAAAGAGAUGUUGAAGAAAAACAGCAUUGACAAGCGGAUCCCAAAGAUGUUCGGUUAUCUUGACAAGCAUCUCUCCAACCAAGGAACGACCUACAGCGCUGGAAACGAUUUGAGCGUCGCGGAUUUCAAACUCUAUGCGGCCCUCACCCUCUUCAAAUCGGGUAUGCUCCAAGGCUUGUCCACCGAUAUUGUCGACAACUACACCCACGUUGCGAAACUCUACCAGGCGAUCGAGAAGCAUGAAAAGAUCGCUAGCUGGAAGAAAAGUCAAGCCAACUAG